CGCCGAACCGUAGGUUCUGUAACUUCUGGAGUUCCUUCAAAACUCUCUGUUUUAUCUGAAAAGGUCUCUGAAGUCUAAGCCCUCAAACUACCAAUCCUCACCGGGAGGGACACAAGAUAGUCGUCUCAUUGUUUCCUUGGGGCCUAAAACGAUCCUGCUGAGCCUGAUGGGAGUUGUAGUCUUGUUAAACGAUCCUUCCGAUAACUGCGGAAGGUCACGCUGAAAGUAAAGGAAAUGACCUGGCACGGUGCGCAAGCGUUUCUGGGAACGGUAGUCCAGAAGCCCCGCGGCCCAUCGGGAGAGCGCAAAGAUGACAGCGGCCACGGAACUGCAACUUCCAGGAUGCUUUGCGGCUAUUCCUUUCACCUUCUUCAGCCCCUCUCGCGACUGUCCCCUUCGGCCCCUUCUCUAUGCCGCACAGCCUGUUUAGAAAGGCUGGUCCGGUGGCUGAGCCUGGCGCUGUCCUGAGAGGGAGGGCUCGGUGUGGAAGAGAGAGCUCCAAAAGGAACCUGGACCUGUCUUCCUUUCCCGCCAGAUGAACCGGACAAAGGGUGAUGAGGAGGAAUAUUGGAACAGCUCCAAGUUCAAGGCUUUCACUUUUGAUGAUGAAGAUGAUGAGCUCUCACAGUUAAAAGAAUCCAAACGGGCAGUGAAUAGCCUUCGAGACUUCGUGGAUGACGACGAUGACGAUGACCUGGAGCGAGUCAGCUGGACUGGAGAACCUGUGGGAAGUAUCUCGUGGUCCAUCAAAGAGACUGCUGGGAACAGCGGGUCCGCCCCUGAAGGACGGGAACAGCUAAAGGGCCGGAACAGUUUCUACACACAACUGCCCAAACCUACUUCUACCUACUCCCUGAGCAGCUUCUUUAAAGGCAGAACGAGACUUGGGAGUUUCCAGUCCCUUUCUGAUGCUCUUUCAGACACACCUGCCAAAAGUUAUGCUCCAGAGCUGGGGAGGCCUAAAGGGGAGUACAGGGAUUAUAGCAAUGACUGGAGUCCCAGCGACACAGUGCGACGCCUCCGCCGGGGCAAGGUCUGCUCACUAGAGCGGUUCCGCUCCUUGCAGGACAAGCUGCAGCUCCUAGAGGAAGCAGUAAGCAUGCAUGAUGGAAACGUCAUCACUGCAGUUCUGAUCUUCCUGAAGAGGACCCUAAGCAAAGAGAUCCUCUUCCGAGAGCUGGAGGUACGCCAGGUCGCCCUGAGACAUCUCAUUCAUUUCCUUAAAGAAAUAGGGGACCAAAAGCUGCUUUUGGAUCUCUUCAGGUUCCUAGAUAGAACAGAAGAGCUGGCGCUAACCCAUUAUCGAGAGCAUUUAAACAUUCAGGACCCUGAAAAACGAAAGAGUUUCUUAAGACUUGCAUUGGGUAAGUGUGGGGAAAAGCAGUCUUAUGUAGAUGUAGUCAGGAGAAGAAAAGAGGAUGGAGUGGGUGGUUCAGAAGGGAAAGGCUAACAGUGAGUCACAUGGCACUGUUGGAAGGUCGUCCCCUCAGUGGCUCCCAAAUACUAGUCUCCAGCCGAGUUGUCACUGAUAGAGUUAACCUGGGAGAGAUUCUUUCCCUAAAGCUGAAUGCACUGGAUUGGAAAGGU
Molecule: messenger RNA, 1587 nt
Organism: Peromyscus eremicus (cactus mouse)
Lineage: Eukaryota; Metazoa; Chordata; Mammalia; Rodentia; Cricetidae
Product: spermatogenesis-defective protein 39 homolog
Exons: 12
Coding region: 536-1450 (304 amino acids)
Biological process (GO): intracellular protein transport; vacuolar transport
Cellular component (GO): cytoplasm
Source: RefSeq, a predicted model, not a curated record